AUGGCCGACGAGCUCGAUGCCAGCGCUGUGCGCGGUAAGAUCACUCUUCUGCCUGGUUAUGACACCGAACUAUCAGCUGUGACGUUUUGUAUUAUGGAUGAAGACCAUACCAUGGGCAAUGCAUUGCGAUACAUGUUAAUGAAAGACCCACGCGUCGAAUUCUGUGGAUACACGCUUCCGCAUCCAUCCGAAAAUAAGAUUCACAUGCGUGUACAAAUGCUAGAAAACUCUUCCACGUCGGCCGUGACGGCGAUGCGAGAUGCGCUGGACAACUUAGACCAGCUCUUUGCCACGAUCGAUGCGACAUACAACACGAGCCUGACGACCUCGGGUAUUGAGCGUGAAGCUGCCCCUGUGCCUCGAGUGCCUCUACGAAACGAGUUUUCUGCAUAG
Molecule: messenger RNA, 393 nt
Organism: Malassezia restricta
Lineage: Eukaryota; Fungi; Basidiomycota; Malasseziomycetes; Malasseziales; Malasseziaceae
Product: DNA-directed RNA polymerases I and III subunit RPAC2
Exons: 5
Coding region: 1-393 (130 amino acids)
Biological process (GO): DNA-templated transcription
Cellular component (GO): RNA polymerase III complex; RNA polymerase I complex
Molecular function (GO): DNA binding; DNA-directed RNA polymerase activity; protein dimerization activity
Source: RefSeq, a predicted model, not a curated record